This is a messenger RNA of Penicillium macrosclerotiorum, 972 nucleotides long. RefSeq names its product putative FHA domain protein SNIP1. Gene Ontology annotation, cellular component: nucleus. Gene Ontology annotation, molecular function: mRNA binding; protein binding. The record is from RefSeq and is a predicted model, not a curated record. The transcript has a single exon. The coding region runs from base 1 to 972 and encodes 323 amino acids. NCBI's taxonomy places the organism in Eukaryota, Fungi, Ascomycota, Eurotiomycetes, Eurotiales, Aspergillaceae. Gene Ontology annotation, biological process: mRNA splicing, via spliceosome; maintenance of RNA location.
AUGACUGAUUUGCGCGAAGACAACGGGGAAAGCGAUCGGCAAUCCCCGUCUAAUUCCCUAGGUCGCGGUGAGCGACGCAGCACACGAGAUACACGGGACGACUACCAUUCUAGUUCGCGGCGGAGGGAUAGAGAAUACCGAAGCUCUCGCCGUGACAGUCCCCGCCGCCGAUCCUCACGCAGCCCACUAAGGAAAGAAAGCGCGUCGGGUGAUCGUGACAGACAUCGUCGACAACGCAGGGAGAGGUCUACGGAUUCAGCAGACGAGGAUCGCCGGCGACACAGGCACCGAAGCCAUCGACACCGCAACGACCGUGAUCGGGAUGGGGAACGCUCUUCUCGAAGAAAUCGCAGUCCACGACCACGGUCGCGCUCGCCGAGGAGGUCGCGUACGCCACCCAAAUCCAUGAAACGAAGUGGUCCACUUCCUUCUCAGUCGGAUGCAUUUUCUGGCGAGGUUGCGCAGUCCUCCGAUAUUCCUCUGCCCGAGAAGCAGAAGCCCAAUUUCAGCAAUACAGGCAGACUGGCAGCGGAAAGCAACACUGUUCAAAUUGAAGGUGGCGAGGGAAUCGUUCUGAAAUAUCACGAGCCCCCCGAGGCUCGUAAACCUCCCGCAAAGGAGCCCUGGCGGUUAUAUGUUUUCAAGGGAGAAGAUCUACUGGAGGUGGUUGAGCUUAGUGGACGCAGCUGCUGGCUGAUUGGCCGGGAGCGAUUGGUAGUGGACUUCCCCCUCGAACACCCCAGCUGCUCGAAGCAACAUGCUGCGCUCCAAUUUCGUUAUGUCGAAAAGCGGAAUGAAUAUGGUGAUCGCAUUGGCAAGGUCAAGCCAUAUUUAAUUGACCUUGAGAGUGCGAAUGGGUCCAGUGUCAACGGGGACGCUGUUCCGGCAGGCCGCUACGUGGAAAUUAUGGACAAGGACGUUCUUAAGUUCGGAUUGAGCACUCGUGAAUAUGUUCUCAUGCUACCGAACUGA